Messenger RNA from Pistacia vera, 1855 nucleotides. Its product is annotated as probable arabinosyltransferase ARAD1. NCBI's taxonomy places the organism in Eukaryota, Viridiplantae, Streptophyta, Magnoliopsida, Sapindales, Anacardiaceae. Gene Ontology annotation, molecular function: glycosyltransferase activity. The record is from RefSeq and is a predicted model, not a curated record. The transcript is spliced from 3 exons. Bases 81 to 1550 code for a protein of 489 amino acids.
AUAAACAAAUAGACAAACAAAAACAGAAGCCAACGUCCAGCCAUUUCACUGCUCAUCUCAGUGGCGAACCCACAAAUGAAAUGAACAGAAAAACUAAACCCAUUUCACCUUUUCCCUCUCCCUCUCCCCACUCAUCACUAAGCUCCACCCCAUCUCGCAAAACCCUAUCCCUUUCCUUCUUUUCUCAAAUGGCGCGAAAAUCUUCCCUCCUCAAACGCCUCGGUAUCUUCGUCCUCCUCUUGGUUUUCGCCGUCUUCGCUCUCGCCACCUCCUUUUUCCACCCUUCGCCGCCGCCGGACCGCCCCGCCAACGACGUCAAGCUCUCUUCCGAUGUCAAACAAAAUCUUGAAAAUUUAAAAGGUCGAAACUUGAAAGUCAAAAUUUAUAUGUACGAUCUUCCCAAGAAGUUCACUUAUGGCAUCAUCGAGCAGCACGCUUUGGCUCGUGGGGGUUCGGUUCAGCCUGGUACUGGCGUGUCGUCGUUGAAAUACCCGGGUCACCAGCAUAUGGGGGAGUGGUAUUUGUUCUCGGAUCUGAAUCGACCCGAGGGGGAAAGAGUCGGGUCUCCGAUUGUGAAGGUGACGGAUCCUGAAGAGGCGGAUCUUUUCUUCGUCCCGGUGUUUUCUUCGUUGAGUUUGAUCGUGAACAAUGGAGGUGGGCUGGCGACCGAAGGUGGGGCUCUCAGGUACAGCGACGAUGAGAUGCAGGAGGAGCUGGUGGAAUGGCUGGAGAAGCAGGAGUAUUGGAGGAGGAACAAUGGUUGGGACCACGUGAUCGUGGCGGGUGACCCGAAUGCGAUGUUAAGGGUGGUGGAUCGGGUGAAGAAUGCGGUGUUGUUGGUCUCUGAUUUCGGGCGGUUGAGGGGUGACCAGGGGUCGCUUGUGAAGGAUGUGAUUAUUCCAUAUUCGCAUCGGAUUAAUUUGUAUAAGGGUGAAGUUGGAGUCGAAAAUCGGAACACUUUGUUGUUCUUCAUGGGCAAUCGGUAUCGAAAAGAGGGAGGCAAAAUUCGGGAUUUGCUUUUCAACUUACUUGAAACAGAAGAAGGUGUCAUAAUAAAACAUGGGACACAAUCUAGAGAGAAUAGACGUGCAGCCACCCGAGGGAUGCAUACAUCAAAGUUCUGUUUGAAUCCUGCUGGUGAUACACCAUCAGCUUGCCGGCUAUUUGAUUCUAUAGUUAGCUUGUGUAUACCUGUAAUAGUUAGUGAUAGCAUUGAGUUGCCUUUUGAAGACGUGAUAGACUAUAGAAAGAUUGCAGUAUUUGUAGAGACCAACGCUGCUCUGAAGCCUGAGUAUUUAGUUUCAAUUCUGAAAGCAGUGACCACAGAAAAGAUUCUGGAAUAUCAGAAAGAGCUCAAAGAGGUGCAGAGAUACUUUAUAUAUGACCAUCCAGGGGGAACAGUAAACGAAGUGUGGCGUCAAGUCUCACAGAAGCUACCUCUAAUCAAACUUAUGAUUAAUCGUGACAGACGGCUUAUCAAGAGGGAAUUGAGUGAGCCAGAUUGCUCUUGUCUCUGUUCAAAUAAGACUGGGAUUAUUAGCUCUUUGUGACACCCCCUUUAUCUGGAAGUUCGAUGCCCACACAAACUGCCAUAGUUUUCUCUGAAAUUGGCUGUUAAAAGGUAUCCGAGUUAUAGGCAUCACCAAGUACAAAUGCAAAAAUUUACUGACCCUCUAAAGUUCAUGGUCAAAGUUAUUUUAUCUUCAUUAUUUUAGGUUGUAUGUGGAAGGGGUAGAGUUUUCUUGCACGGGAUGUAGAUUUAUGUUAAUUUAUUUGUAUCUUCACUAAUACUGUAGCUGGAAAUGCAAUUUUUUAGCUGCCAAUAUAAUUGAUUUGUACAUUUAGAAAAUAAAAG